Messenger RNA from Dracunculus medinensis (Guinea worm), 228 nucleotides. NCBI's taxonomy places the organism in Eukaryota, Metazoa, Nematoda, Chromadorea, Rhabditida, Dracunculidae. The record is from the annotation of a GenBank genome assembly.
AUGAUAUUCUUUGCCAUUUUCAUUCUUUUCAAUCAACCAGCAGAUUGUGACGGUGUGCAAAUUGUUCAAUGCUCGAAUGCAGCUGCACCACCGCGUCCAUCCUUGCCAGCUGAUUAUUGUCGGGACUUGGAUAGUGCCGCAUGUAGUGCCAUAUUCCCGUGGACUCAAGAAAUUAUCGACAGCAUGCUAAAUCCGUAUGUGCCAAUAUCAUCUUUAGUCCUUUUUUAA